Molecule: messenger RNA, 3165 nt
Organism: Gadus morhua (Atlantic cod)
Lineage: Eukaryota; Metazoa; Chordata; Actinopteri; Gadiformes; Gadidae
Product: zinc finger protein 84-like
Biological process (GO): regulation of transcription by RNA polymerase II
Cellular component (GO): nucleus
Molecular function (GO): RNA polymerase II cis-regulatory region sequence-specific DNA binding; DNA-binding transcription activator activity, RNA polymerase II-specific
Source: RefSeq, a predicted model, not a curated record
ACUGGCGGUGGACGGCCAUGACACCCUCUUCACCACGUCAGAAGUGGAGGCCUUGAGCUCGCUGUCCGUGGACCGCAGCGUUGCCAAGAGCAUGAACUGCAGCGUGCGGUUAGUCCGCCUUGAGGAGCUGACUGGGCAUCGGGGCGGCCGCAAGGGCCGGCCCGGUGUCUUGGGUGGCAAGGUUAUUCCCAAUAAUGACAAUAUGAUCGUUCACAUGAGGACAAAACCCGGCGAGAAGCCGUACGGGUGCGACCAAUGCAUCAAGGGCUUCAGUCGGAAAAGCAAGCUGAAGAUCCACAUGAGGACUCACACCGGAGAGAAGCCCUACAGGUGUGACCAAUGCACGAAGCGCUUCAUUGGGAAAGUACACUUGGAGAUCCACAUGAGGACUCACACCAGAGAGAAGCCCUACAAGUGUGACCAAUGCGCAAAGUGCUUCGGUCAAAGUGGACACCUGAAGAGCCACAUGAGGACUCACACCGGCGAGAAACCCUACAAGUGCGACCAAUGCAUGAAGCUCUUCAGUCUGAAAUGUCACUUGAAGAUCCACAUGAGGACUCACACCGGGGAGAAACCCUACAAGUGCGACCAAUGCAUAAAGCUCUUCAUAUCGAAAACGCACUUGAAGAGCCACAUGUGGACUCACACCGGGGAGAAGCCCUACAAGCCCUACAAGUGUGACCAUUGCGCAAAGCGCUUUGGACAAAACAACGCCCUUCAGAUCCACAUUAGGACUCACACCGGGGAAAAGCCCUACAGGUGCGACCAAUGCAUGAAGCUCUUCAUAUCGAAAACGCACUUGAAGAGCCACAUGUGGACUCACACCGGGGAGAAGCCCUACAGGUGCGACCAAUGCAUGAAGCUCUUCAUAUCGAAAACGCACUUGAAGAGCCACAUGUGGACUCACACCGAGGAGAAGCCCUACAAGCCCUACAAGUGUGACCAUUGCGCAAAGUGCUUUAAACAAACAUACGCCCUUCAGAUCCACAUUAGGACUCACACCGGGGAGAAGCCCUAUAAGUGUGUCCAUUGCGCAAAGCGCUUCGCACAGACAAGCCAGCUUACGGGCCACAUGAGGACUCACACCGGGGAGAAGCCCUACAAGUGUGACCAUUGCGCAAAGGGCUUCGGACAUUCAGGCCAUCUUAAGAGCCACAUGAGGACUCACACCGGCGAGAUGCCCUACAAGUGUGACCAAUGCGCAGAGCGCUUCAGAGAGUCAAGGCAGCUUAAGAGGCACAUGUGGACUCACACCGGCGAGAUGCCCUACGAGUGUGACCAAUGCGCAAAGUGCUUCUUAACGACAAGUCGCCUUAAGACACACAUGUUGACUCACACCGGGGAGAAGCCCUACAAGUGUGACCAAUGUACGAAGCUCUUCAUGCGGAAAGACAAGCUGAAGAUCCACAUGAGGACUCACACCGGGGAGAAGCCCUUCAACUGUGCAAAGCGCUUCAGACAGAGAGGCAGCCUAAAUGUCCACAUGAGGACUCACACCGGCGAGAAGCCCUACAAGUGUGACCAAUGCACAGAGCGCUUCAUUUAUAAAGCCUGCCUGAAGAGCCACAUGAAGACUCACACCGGAGAGAAGCCCUACGGUCUGAACAAAUGCACGAAGCUCUUCAGUCAGAAAAGGCACCUGGAGGACCACAUGUGUUAUGUAUUUUAAGCACAUAAGCUGCCCCCACAUAGCCACUAGGAAGCAGGAUCGAACACAAAAGCUGCAUUACCCCCACACAGCCACAAGGGGGCAGGAUCGAACACACAAGCUGUAAUAUCUACCCCAGCCACAGAAGGCAGCAUCUUUAAGACAGACGAGGAAGCCGCAGCUAAGAGCUAGACCACGCCCACUUCACAUAGACCACGCCUACUUCUUCCAUUUUCAGCGACCGGAGCCAGAGGAGGUCAGAGAAUCAUAGGCGCCUCGCGGAGAGCCUCGGGCCUAAGCCCGGGGCUCGAAGUAGCUCACGGUAUUUCUCUCUACUAGUGUUGGAUACAAUUCCCUCCCUUUUGCUUCAUAGUUACCAUACCGAAAUACUUAAACAAAUAAAGUGAGUUAAAAUCCAGCCGUUUCAAACUACUUUCAACAAGAGCACGACAAUUGCCACAUGAGGACUCAAUCCGGGGAGAAGCCCUACAUGGGUGACCAAUGCGCAAGACGCUUCAGUCAUGGCUCCAAGCUGAAGAUCCACGUGAGGACUCACACCGGGGAGAAGCCCUGCGUGUGUCUACUACCGCCCAGUAGCUCGAACACCUGUGAUCAUGAAAUGCUUUGAAAGGCUGGUCUUUCACCACAUUAAAGAUGAACUGAACUGAAAUAAUAAACAUCGUUAACGUUUUGGUUAAAAAAUUACACACAUUUUUUUUUUUUAAGUCAAUAUAUAGCUUUUUUUUUAGCAACGAAAGAUAAUGCGUCUUUUAGAAUUAGAGCGCCGAUGACGUCACUGGCAUGGUACAACUAGGUCGUUGCUGCAGACUCGCGAAUGUCUUAUUCACUCCACUGUUGAAAUAUGGCUGGUUACGAGUUUGAGCCUAUGAGGGACAUGCCUGUACUGUCCGACUGCCACCCGGUGGAGGGGGAUCAAUUUCAGGCUCCAGCUCCACCUUCGGAUCGUGUGGGUGUGACUGGUGUGCGUGUGGGUGCUGCCGGAGCAUGGACACUGCCAUUGAAUCAGUCUGCUGCCGAGAGGUCCCGGUCAACCUUGACCACCUAAUGGUGGGAUUAGGUUGCAUAACCAUGCACAGGGCAUUUCGAUUGCUGUGCGGUGAGAGAGGGUUUGGAAGUGGCCAAGCUCUCUCUACGGGACGUCCGAGCGGAGACACUGGAGCGCCCCAUAAAUAGCAACCAAGUAACAAGGCGAAAACGAUCUUUCCCCCUCCGUUUUCCUUUGAUGCGUUUCAGGAAUAUCUCUGUAAAGACGGACUCAUUGCGGAAACGCAACGAGCUGUACAAACGCUGUAGUACCUACAUAUUCAAGGCGCUGGUUCUCCACAAAAAUAAGAGGAACGCAUCAAGCCUGCGCGCAUCCAGCCUGCGCGCUGUAUAAAAAGGUUCAAGUCGAGGCGGAGAUAGUUGUUGUUUAACCUUUUAGAUUGAGUAGAAAUACUUUUUAAUGUACAGUUAGUAAUGAAGUUGACCAAGGGGCUGUAUUUAAAGCUACAAAA